UAAACAGUUGGGAAACCACAAUUUGUUGAUAAUCUUAGCAAUGGAGGAUUAUUACACCUGGACAUAUCCCGACGUUCCUGGAAAUGUCGCCCAGGAACUGCUGCAGCUGGAGAAGUCAAUUGUGGUGGUUGGAAUCGUCGGCCGGUCUAAAUGCGAGAGGGCAAAUAAAAUGCAAGCAUUUGGAAUGAGCCCGCCAGCGAGUCAUACACCGGCUGACGGUCAGGUUCAAUGCUACUACAAACGGGGCACCUCCUGCCUCUUUCUCCACUUCGAAACCACUUACGACGAGGUGAUCCUGCACCGGAUGAUAGAGGAUUCGAUUGCGGACUCACAGAACUCUUUUGAUUUUGACCAGUUCUAUGAGCGAAUGCGUAGCCGGUUUGUACGCAUGAUGCUGCUGGCCUUGCACACUUGCCACAUUGUGGUCUAUGUGGAAACCGGACCAACAUUCGAUCCAGCUCUGGUGACGGUGUUCCAGCUUCUGAAAUUCGCCAGAGAGCAGCAUUUGAAGCAGUUCCUUCCGCAGAUGCUACGAGAUAGUCCCGCCGCAAAGAUUGGGGAGAAGUCUCGUUUGUGUACUCCUAGAAUACUGUUCCUGUUUGAGAACUUUCCCUCUGACGAAUCAAAAACACGGGAGAAUGUCUCGGCGCAUGAAUUUCAAACUGAGGACAACAUUUACGAACUGCUACGUCACCAUCACAUUUUUACCAACAGUAGCACCAGUUCGUUGGUUGCGUUGCCCAACAACAAACAGUUUGUCUUCUUCAACGCCCACGAAGAGCUUCAUCCGGACUAUCUACUUAAAGCUAUCGACUGCCUAAAUAAGACAAUGUUCAAGCCAGAUAUGAGGGAGGAGGAGGAGGACCAAGAGAUCCUUGAGCUGGCGCCUUUUGAAGGCUUUUGCAAGCCCUUUGGCCCACCGGGAGAACGAGAUGCGGAGGAAAAGCAGUACAAGCGCCAGCACACAGCCUGGAACUUUCUGCAGCGCCACAUCCAGGAUGCUCUGCAGGGCUGCUUCGAUGAGGGAUCUUUUAAGCAGUUGCCCCAUCUGGGUCAGUUUCUACUGCUUAGCUUUCCAGAGUGGCAGGGAUGCAUGGACACGCUGACCAAACUGCUGGUGGAGAAUGCAAAGGACCCCAGUUUUCAGACAAGCAAUGAGGAAUAUAGAAACUUUCUAGAAAACUUCGAAGAUAGCUUAAACUACGAAAAAAAAUUCUGGGCCCAUUUGUGCGAGCUGGGAUUAAAAAAGGGCAUUUCUACGUACAAGAAUUCGGCUCCUGCUAACUAUGGUAGUGCCACUCACCACAAGCUUAUGGCGGAGGCCACUAUUGCCUUCGAAGAGGAGGGUCGCGGGCCGACGGCAGAGGCGGGGCUGGCCAAGAUGGCAGCUAUUUGCCAAAAGCACUGGCAGGACGGUCGCCAGCAAUGUGAAAAGUUAAGCCUACGCUCUCAGCCGUGUACGUUGCCCAAAGAUGUGCCCCACGACAAGCACAAUAGCGGAGUGAUCCACAUCUCUAGCUGCAAUUGCGGAAGGACGCAGGGUAGACGAGAUGACCCGUUUAACCUACGACAGGCCAACUAUGAUUUCUACGAGCAUGUUGCCCAGAUCUGUAAUCUUUGUGUGAAGGUGAAACAGUACCAGUUUCCCAUAUUCGAACCUUCUGUGAGUGAUUACCGAGCGGCGGCAUUUGAUGCUGCGUUUCCCAUGCUCAACACUGGUAAGAUCAGCACACCACUGGGCGAGGAAGAGAUCGAAGAUGUGGAGGAUGAUGAGGAUACUGAGGAGAAGGAUGUAGUAGAGGGAGAUAAUUGCUCGCAACAGCUUUCACCCACUUUUGGCUCCGACCUGAACAUGUCCAUUGCUGGUUUUGGGGCGUCGUUAAAUGAGUCCCAAGAGAGUUCUGAGCCAUUGUCCGGGUCCGAGCACGAAACCACCAGCACUGAGACGUCUAGUGAGGACACGGAAAACGAACUGAUUCUCCAAUUGAAAGAACCCGCCAGGAAAGAGUCUCCUCCAACUGGGGCCUAUUCCACAUCAACAACAGAGUACCUGCCCGGACUGGUGCACACCGUCAGCGACUUUGGCCUCUUGCCACUGUUCCCCAGCUGGUCUCUGGCAUGCGUUGGUCCGAGCUCCAUUUACAGCCACAACACCGGGUUGCAGGAACACUUCCAAAGCGGAUUUUUGUCUGGAGCUAACUUUCUGCUGCCAUGGGAUGUCCUACUGAGACUGGUGCACGCAAACAAGCAUCCCCAACAACAUCACCACAACAUGCACCAUUCCGGCAAGAAGCAACAGCGCUGGAAGAAGCAAGGCGACCGAUUAUCCAUCAAGAUUUUCGUGGGCAUGGAGUACGAGUGCUCGCGCGGUCACAGGUUCAUGAUGUGCGCCCCAGAUCGCGUGCUUCGCGGUGGAGCAGACAUCGAGAGAGACACCUGCAGCAAGGUGGUGCACAGCAACAUGCCCCUGUACUAUCCCUGCCCCUGUCGCUCUCAGAGCAACUACCUGGCUCAGCUAAUGCGUAUCCACGUCGUCACCCCCAAGGCGCCGGUUAACAUAAUCGUAGAUCCAAAAGUAUGUGUGGGCAAGUACACCUUCACGCUGGGCACCAUCGUUCCGCCACGAUUAUCGCAGAGUGCCUACUGGAUUCUGAGACUGCCAUUCGUGUAUCAGGGCGACAAUGAACUGAUAGAACCACCAGAAAAAUUGGAACCCGACAAUCCGAUGGCUGGGGGAUACCUGCUGCCAGGAAUGUUUGGUGUGGCUGAGACCGAUCCCAAUAUGGAUCUGAGCAAUCCCGGACGAACUGAAUCAUCAGGAGGUACCUUCCUAAGGAUUUAGUUCCCACGUAUCUAUCUUUAAAAUAUUAAAUUCAGAGCCCAUCUGAAAUAAAAGAAACUCACUUUUUUUUUUUUAAUAACGAUUAAUGUAAUCUCUUCAGGCGGUUGUGGGAAUUACGCAAUUGGAAUUAUAGAAACAAGUUGGUUUCCAAUAUGGGUUAUAGGGGAAUGUCCAACGGGGACCUAAAAU
This is a messenger RNA of Drosophila bipectinata, 3031 nucleotides long. RefSeq names its product nonsense-mediated mRNA decay factor SMG8. Lineage: Eukaryota; Metazoa; Arthropoda; Insecta; Diptera; Drosophilidae. The record is from RefSeq and is a predicted model, not a curated record. Gene Ontology annotation, biological process: nuclear-transcribed mRNA catabolic process, nonsense-mediated decay.